AUGACAUCAACGCCCUCUUCCUCCGCGGGCCCGUCCUCUCUCGCGCCCUCUGCGCCCAUACAAUCCCCCGCAACGCUGUCCUCAUCAACAUCACAAGAUGUCUCUUCAUCUGCGACAACAGUGACGCCAGAAGAAGCAGAAGCGCUUCCCUCGCCCGCGCCGCCGCCUGUGCCAGACCCCGCGCGCCCUUCUUCCCCCGCGCCCAAGCCGACCAGCAGGUUCUUGAGCCCGGAGAUUACCAGCUACUUUAUUGCGGGUGGUAUUGCGGGCGCUGCGAGUCGGACGGUCGUUAGUCCGCUGGAGAGGUUGAAGAUCAUUCAACAGGUUCAGCAACGGGGUAGCGCAGCUGCGUAUGAGGGCGUAGCAGCCUCUCUAGCGCGGAUGUGGCGAGAAGAAGGCUUCGCAGGUUUCAUGCGCGGCAACGGCAUAAACUGCGUGCGCAUCAUACCUUACAGUGCCGUGCAGUUCACCACCUACGAGCAACUCAAGAAGUUAUUCACGAAUAACGGCACGCGACAGCUGGAUACCCCUACGCGUCUAGCAGCCGGCGCACUAGCGGGCAUAACGAGCGUAUCCACCACCUACCCCCUCGACCUCAUCCGCUCCCGCCUCUCAAUCGCAACCGCAUCCCUCAACGCGCACGUCCCGGCACCCUCAAUAACGCCCACAGCCUCCGCCGCCCUAUCCUCCUCGCCCCCGCCAAAACCCAAACCCCAAUACACCGCCGCCGAACUCACGAUGUGGGGUAUGGGCGUGAAAGUGUUCAGGGAAGAGGGCGGCGUACGAGCGCUAUAUCGCGGCAUCGUCGCAACGGCUGCGGGCGUCGCGCCGUACGUGGGCAUCAACUUUGCGGCGUACGAGGCGCUGCGAGGGUACAUCACGCCGCCGGGGAAGCAGAGCGCGUGGCGGAAGCUGGCGUGUGGCGCGUUGGCGGGAAGCAUCUCGCAAACGCUGACGUACCCGUUCGACGUGCUGCGGCGAAAGAUGCAGGUGACGGGCAUGCGCAACGGCGGGAUGCAGCAGUACGACGGUGCGCUGAGCGCUGCGAGGCAUAUCGUGCGUACGGAAGGGCUCGCGGGGAUGUAUCGUGGCUUGUGGCCGAACCUGCUCAAAGUGGCGCCGAGCAUCGCGACGAGCUUUUUCACGUACGAGCUGGCGAAGGACUUUUUGGUGGGAAGGAACGCGUAG
Messenger RNA from Peniophora sp. CBMAI 1063, 1188 nucleotides. The record is from the annotation of a GenBank genome assembly. NCBI's taxonomy places the organism in Eukaryota, Fungi, Basidiomycota, Agaricomycetes, Russulales, Peniophoraceae.